This is a messenger RNA of Beauveria bassiana ARSEF 2860, 1476 nucleotides long. RefSeq names its product guanine deaminase. Gene Ontology annotation, molecular function: guanine deaminase activity; zinc ion binding. Bases 1 to 1476 code for a protein of 491 amino acids. Gene Ontology annotation, biological process: guanine metabolic process. Lineage: Eukaryota; Fungi; Ascomycota; Sordariomycetes; Hypocreales; Cordycipitaceae. The transcript has 2 exons. Gene Ontology annotation, cellular component: cytosol. The record is from RefSeq and is a predicted model, not a curated record.
AUGCGGCCUGAACAGCGAAACCAGCUGUUGCUCGGCACCUUUGUCCACAGCAAGUCUCGCAGGGAGCUGGACGUUUUUCAUAAUGGUGCCAUCGCUGUCGAUGCCCACGGCAAGAUUGCUGCCGUGGAACGCGAGUGUGCCAGCGUAGAGGCGGCCAAGACGCAAGCUCUGGCCAAACUCGGCUGGGACGCCAACGACGUUGAAUUUCACACUACUAAGGAAUCUCAAUUCUUCUUUCCCGGGUUUAUUGACACUCACAUACACGCACCUCAGUAUCCUAAUGCGGGCAUCUUUGGCAAGACGACACUUCUCGACUGGCUUGAAAAGUACACCUUUCCCAUGGAGUCGAGCCUCAAGGACCUUGCCAAGGCCCGCAUGGUCUACACCACCGUCGUCCGCCGCACCCUCGCUCACGGCACCACCACUGCCGCCUACUACGCCACCAUUGACGUUGACGCCACCAACUUGCUGGCCGAUCUGUGCCUCGCCCUCGGCCAGCGCGCCUUUGUCGGCCGCGUCUGCAUGGACCGGCCCGGCAUCAACCCGGACUACUACCGCGACGCGUCCGCCGAGGCCGCCCUUCGCGCCACGGAGCAGACCAUUGCGCACAUUCGCGCCGCUGACCCCCAGUUUGACCUCGUCGCACCGAUCCUGACGCCCAGGUUCGCUCCGUCUUGCACGCCCGAGAGCAUGAGGGCGCUGUCCAAGCUGCAGAAAGAAGGCGGCUACCUGGCCCAGACGCACAUCUCGGAAAAUACGGGUGAGAUUGAGCUCGUCCGCGAGCUGUUCCCAGGGUCUCGCUCGUACGCCCAGGUCUACGACGACCACGGGCUGCUCACCCCUAGAAUGGUCCUGGCGCACGCCGUCCACCUGACCGAGGAGGAGGCCAGCCUCAUUGCUCUCCGCCGGAGCAAAGUGUCGCACUGCCCCUGCAGCAACUCGUCCCUGACCAGCGGCGCCGCCCGCGUCCGCUGGAUGUGGCAAAAAGGUAUCGAGGUCGGCCUCGGCACCGACGUCUCGGGCGGCUACUCUCCCUCCAUUCUCGAGGCGGCCCGGCAGGCUGCGCUCGUCAGCCGCCACGUCGCCACGCACGCCGACGACCCCGACGAAAUGGAGCGCUGCAAGUUGAGCGUGGAAGAGGUGUUGUAUCUGGCCACGCGUGGUGGUGCCGUCUGCCUUGGCCUCGAGGACAGGAUCGGCGGCUUCGAGGUCGGCAAGGACUGGGACGCGCAACUCGUCGGGCUCGGCCGCGUUGCCGAUUCGGGCUUCCGCGAGGGGGAGGAGCUCUCGGCCAACGGGAACGGCUCCGGCGCGGCGGUGGUGCCUGCGCUUAUCAACGGGUGCGACGAGGGAAAUGUGGACAUUUUUGGCUGGGAGUCGUGGGAGGAGAUGCUGGCCAAGUGGCUGUACAAUGGCGACGACCGAAACACGAAAAAGGUUUGGGUCAAGGGCCGACUCGUGCACGCGAGAAGGUGA